CCACCGGCACUCAGUCGCCUCGCGCCAUCGGCCGGUGACGCGACUUUGCGGAAUUAAGGGCACGCGAAUCAAAUCCCUAUCUGGGAUCUCGCACCCAUUACCACCAUCUCGCUCAGCCUGGGAGGGCAAUGCUGCUGUUUUCCCCUCACCACUUGCAACCUUGCAUCAGGACUGCAACAACACGAUGCCUUUCAGCACUAAGCGCAAAAUCUUCACCCUGCCCUCCCUCGUUGUCUUCACGCUCGCCUUCGCCACGAUCGCGACUAUCCAAAAGGCCGCCGCCUCGACCACAUCUGGUUCAAGCCUUAUAGCCCGAUACACCGAGCCCCUGCAGAUUCCUCGACCUUGCUCCGAGUCAGGCUUUUUUUGUCUCACGGUCCAGACCAUUAAUGGGGCCCUGAUCGACUUCAAGACGAACCCGCCUUGUGGCGUUCAUCAGACCGUCGAUCACGAUGGGACCAGCUGUGAGUGCGCUGCGCUCUUUGACAGAGAGGAGAAGGGCAACUUUGCUGAUUGCCUCACUGCGACUAUCAUAUGCCACAGGGCGCACAUUUAUAUUCAAUGGCAAAUGCGCCGGACAUGUUGUGUGCGUACUUGCUCUUCGCUCUACUCGCUCUCUCAUCGCUCACGUCGGCCAUCUGACACCACGUCUCCCCACUCCCUGGCCCCGCGCAGCCUGAGCUGCACCGUCGAUUCCCGUGGACAAGUCGACCGCAGCGUGGUUCUCUUUGGCUAUGCCACCGUCAACAAGCAUGGCUCGUUCAUUAGCACGGAUGCGCCGACCAUCGUGGGCAAAGGGUCCAAUGGAGAUCAUAUGGAUGGGGCCGGGUUGGUAGGCCAGAAAAGCUUGUACAUCGAUAGUUUGUGGGCCGACUUCAGGGUUUGGUGCAAGCGUUGGUGAUCACAAGGGGUCGCCAUCUUUUUCAAUGCCGACGAGCUGAGGCAAGCGCCUGAUCUGAACCUCCCAAUCUACCAUCUUUCGCUUUCAUCGACGUUGCUCGUCCUUGCCGCGAGAUAUCGUUUCUCGGAGAGUAAGCAAGCGAGCUUGCUCCGCCGAUUCUCGGCAGGCCACGAGAUCAUUCAACGCAGAAUCGACCAAUUUCAAGGUCGAGAUGCACCUUCUCGCCGCCUUCCCUGUCUUGUCGCCUACCCCGUAUAACCGCCGCCGCCGCCAUCCGAUCUCCGCUUUGGGA
This is a messenger RNA of Jaminaea rosea, 1193 nucleotides long. RefSeq lists its product as hypothetical. The record is from RefSeq and is a predicted model, not a curated record. NCBI's taxonomy places the organism in Eukaryota, Fungi, Basidiomycota, Exobasidiomycetes, Microstromatales. The transcript has 4 exons. The coding region runs from base 185 to 901 and encodes 238 amino acids.